Frankliniella occidentalis (western flower thrips) is the source of this 1335-nucleotide messenger RNA. Its product is annotated as tubulin beta-3 chain-like. Gene Ontology annotation, molecular function: GTPase activity; GTP binding; structural constituent of cytoskeleton. Gene Ontology annotation, biological process: microtubule cytoskeleton organization; mitotic cell cycle. NCBI's taxonomy places the organism in Eukaryota, Metazoa, Arthropoda, Insecta, Thysanoptera, Thripidae. The coding region runs from base 248 to 628 and encodes 126 amino acids. The transcript has 3 exons. The record is from RefSeq and is a predicted model, not a curated record. Gene Ontology annotation, cellular component: microtubule; cytoplasm.
CCGUUGCGCCGCGCCGGCCGGCAGUCCUAGCCCGUCUCGCCUCGUGCCCGAGUGCGCCGUGCUGCAGCGCCGUCGUCCCGCCGUCCAGAGCCGCCGCCUCCACGCCUGCUUGCGCCGAACCGUCCGGUCCGCCUCGAUCCCACCCGCCGACAAGCAGGUCGCCGUCCAGGACAACCCUGCGACCGUCCAUCGGAUUGACGCCGAGGCCAACACUCUACGACCGUCAAGGAUAUCCUCAGCAACAACCAUGAGGGAGAUCGUCCACCUGCAGGCCGGCCAAUGCGGCAACCAGAUCGGCUCCAAGUUCUGGGAGAUGAUCUCGGAGGAGCACGGCAUCGACCCGAGUGGCGAGUACCAUGGCUGCUCCGAUCUGCAGUUAGAGCGCAUCUCCGUGUACUACAAUGAAGCUUCCAGUAAGUACAACUAUUCGGAGCAGUUCAGCGCCAUGUUCAGGAGGCGCGCUUUCUUACACUGGUACACAGGCGAGGGCAUGGACAAGCUCGAGUUCACCGAAGCCGAGUCCAACUUGGCCGACCUCAUCUCCGAGUACCAGCAGUACCAAGAGGCCUCGGCCGACGAAGAGGCCGACUUCGACGACCACGAGGAGACGGAAGUGGCGGCGGAGUAGCCCCGGGCGGGGAAUGACAGCCACGGCACCCUGCCGAGCGGAGGGUGAAAGGCGAUGAGUGAGAGUGCAGGACUGUCGACUGUCGUUAAAACAACGUGAAGAAGCGUGCCGAGAGAAAAGGAAAUGCCUUGACUUUUGUUUCUGGCGGAAAGAGGAUGAAACGACAGAAUUAAAACAGUUGCAGACCCGGGGCAGAUGUUUUCUUCUAUUUGUUUAUGGAGGGGAAAAAAUACAUAUAAAGGAGAGGAGAGUCUGAUUAAAUGUUCAAAAUGUAAGAGGUUCUCUUGGUGGUUGUUAUCGAGAAUGAGAAUACUUUUAUUUUAAUUCAGACAAUUAAUUUAUACCUAGGAUAUAAUGUGUGAUAAGCCAAAAAGUCGAAUGCGUACUUCUAUUAAAUUUUAAAUGAAGUGUUUACAAAAGGAAAGGGCGGUACAAAUCACGUAUCAAAUACUUUGUUAUCGAGUAAAAUGACUGGUUUGGUUGUGUGUUUGUAUGCCUUUUUUACAUUUGUGUGAAAAUGAUCUUUUUUAUACUGUUAUAUAUGUAGAAUUAUAUGUUCAUCAUAUCGUUCAGUGUUGAAGCAACAUUGAAAUUCCCUAAGUCAAAUAAUUGAGGGUUACAAAUGAAUGAAACCAAUGUACUGAAAAAGAUCUUAAUGACAUUAUGCAUGACAAAGUGUGUCAAUAAAUUAUGAAAUUAAUACAUAA